AUGGCUGCAGAUGAAAAACAAAAAUCAAAGAGCAAUGGGAAAACACUCCCUCUACCACGUCGGCAAUCAACAGAAGAAAUCAGUUGCGAUCGAUCCCACAAUGCCUACGACAUCUGUUCAAUCAACGGCCCAACAGUCCUGGAUCCCGCAACCUCCACAUUUUUUCUAAUGGACCCCAUUAGCUCGACCCCACAAAAGCCCCUAGUGGAAAAAGUCCGACCAUACGCUCGCAAGAUGGAGAAUUUGACGAUGUCCUUAAUCACAGAGGUCACCCUCGUGGCGGGCCCUCCAAGCCCAAAAUGUGAAAUCCAGCACAAGGCUCCGGCCCUGGUAUUUAGCGUUGGCGGGUACACCGGAUUCUUCCACGAGUUCAAUGAUGGCUUCAUCCCCCUUUAUGUCACUAUCAAUACAAUCUUCCCCGAUCAAGAUGUUGUGCUUGUGGUAUCGCACGCUCGUGAUUGGUGGAUUCACAAGUACAGUGAAUUGUUACGCACUUUCAGCAAUCACCCUAUCAUAAACCUCGACAAUGAUACUGCCACCCACUGCUUUCCUUUUGCCAGUGUGGGUAUGAUAACACAUUAUGGUGUGGCCAUAAACCCUGCAUUGACACCAAACUCAAAAACCUUCAAGCAUUUCCGCGCCUUCCUCGGCAUAGCCUACAACCAAAAUCAUAAGGUCCAAAACCUUCCAAAAUCCCGACCACUUCUUGUGUUAGCUGGUCGCACUGGCAGCAUUGGUCGCUUGCUCUUAAACCAAAAUGAAGUGAAACUUGAAGCAGAAAAAGUUGGUUUUGAUGUGACUGUUUUCGAGCCAAGACGUGGGACCCUUCUAAAGGAAUCCUAUGCGUUAAUAAAUUCGAGUCAUGCAAUGGUCGGGAUACACGGCGCAGCGCUUACACAUUCUUUGUUUCUCCGACCUGGCUCAGUGUUUAUGCAGGUGGUGCCGCUUGGGGCGGAAUGGGUGGCUGAGGUUUGCUUUGAAAGGUCGGCAAGAGCUAUGGGAUUAGAAUACAUGGAGUAUAAGAUAAAGGCGGAGGAGAGCAGCUUGAUAGACAAGUAUAACAAGGAUGAAAUGAUUAUAAAAGACCCAGUUGCUUUUCGAGGAAGCUACAUUUCCAAUCUUGAGACUAGGAAAAUAUACUUGAUGGAUCAAAAUGUUAAAUUGGAUAUUGUAAGAUUUAGGGAGUACUUGAAGGAAGCAUACAUAAAGGCCAAGAAAUUCAUGGACAAGGAAGGGUAG
Molecule: messenger RNA, 1239 nt
Organism: Alnus glutinosa
Lineage: Eukaryota; Viridiplantae; Streptophyta; Magnoliopsida; Fagales; Betulaceae
Product: xylan glycosyltransferase MUCI21-like
Exons: 1
Coding region: 1-1239 (412 amino acids)
Molecular function (GO): glycosyltransferase activity
Source: RefSeq, a predicted model, not a curated record